CCCUUCCGGCAGGAGAGGCACCUCCCCCUAUAGUCCGGCCUGUCUCGUCAGUGACGACUCCUGUUGCGCUGCCAAGCGCAACACCGGGAUAUGGGGGAACCUGCCAAGACAGCUCCGACUGUGCCUCUGUACAGGUGUGCAUAGCUGGCUCGUGUAUUCUGUCGGAUCUUCUAUGUACUUCCACAGAGGACUGCCCCGAAGGCCUGUUGUGUACUUCAGGGGUAUGUGGGGCUCCGAUUGCUUGCGAUAGCGACGUGGCAUGUCCAACAGGACAAACUUGUCAGGACGGAAUUUGUUUACCGGCACUGGGCCUCCCAGGAUCUCCGAUAACUUCCCCGUGGCUACAACCGUUCCUUGCUCCGCGGAUGGCCAAUGUCCAGAAGGCCUGUCCUGCACUGAGGAUGCAUGUCUACCGGACGUUGUCGUGCCAUCCCCGAGCUUGUCGGUCAGCCUGUCCGCCAUUCUUUCUGCCAGUGUAACAGUCAGCCUGCCGACUAUUUCACCUACAAGCCUGUCACUCAACCUUCCGACUGAUGUAUCAAUCAACUUGCCGACCAUCACACCAACGAAUCUUCCUAUCAGCGUGCCGGUCAGCCUGCCCAGCAGCGUAUCUGUUAACCUACCCGAAGUCAGUCUGGGGGUCACUCCCUGUGAACACGAUUCAAACUGCGAAGCUGGCUACACCUGCACAGCAAGUCUCUGCCUGCCCCGUGCCACAUGCACAACGGAAGAUGAUUGCAGCGAUGGCUACAUUUGCAGCGAGGCAGGUGUUUGCAUCCCAAAGACCGGAUGCAGCAAAAGUAGCGACUGCGGCGAGAAUGAGUCCUGCGCGCAAGGCAUCUGCCUCCCCUCCGAAGGAUGCUCAGUGGAUGACGAUUGUCCUCUUGGCCAGAUCUGCGAGGUCGACGCGUGCCGAGCCCGAUUCCCCUGCACCAGCAACGAGCAAUGCAUCGACGGACGCAUCUGCGUCCUCAGCAGUUGCGUUAUUCAGUAUCCGUGUGAGACUGACACGGACUGCGGUCCAGGCCGCGUGUGCAAAAGCGACAGUGGAUGCGUGAUCGAUCGGCCCUGCAUUAGUGAUCAAGAUUGCGACACGAGUGAAACUUGUGCACUUGUUGGUGCCUGCAUCCCGAGAGCCCCCUGUGGCAGCGAUAUUGACUGCCCAGCCGCACAGGCUUGCGAUGGGGAAGGCCGCUGCGGGACCCAAGCCCCCUGCGCGAGUGACUCGGACUGCCCUGAUGGUUUGCCACGUUGCCUGAACGGCGUCUGCUCUCUUGUGUUAGGCGAAGCGACUUGCGACAGCGACGAAGAUUGUAACGAGGCUUUGCCGUCUUGCAUAGGACGUAUCUGUUCGCCACCUUUGCCGAACGUUACAACUCCGUUGCCAUCAGGCACGAAUCCAGGCGAUCUUCUCACGGACAUUCUGCCUUCUGAUAUUCCGACGAGUUUGCUGGCUUCAGAGAUCGCCCCAAGUGACCUACUGACGUACGUUCUACCUGAGGACUUCCCAGCAAGCUUGCUGCCGUCAGGGAUAGCUCCGAGCGAUCUGGUACAGCCAGGAGAAAUACUCACCAAUAUCCGCACAAGUCUGCUGCCAUCGGGCGGAGAACCAACCGACACACUCACUGCCGAUCUGACUCCAGCUAUCUCCCUACCAACCGGGGUAGCAGUGAGCGAUAUUCUGCCCACAGGCAUUCUUCCAUCGGACUUUAUCCCAACACCAACCUCAUCAGGACUGCCUGCUGUUUCACUGCCGUCACUACCGACGAGCUGCGAUGGCAGCGAGGGCUGUCCAGACAAUCUCCCCCUCUGUUUGGGUGGUAUCUGCAUCGUCCAACCACCUGUCAGCAGCUGCAGCGACGAGAGCCCCUGUCCUCAGGGUCUCGAAUGCGUGGAGGGUAUUUGCUCUGUUGGUGGCAGUCCACAGACCUGCGGCACCGAAUCGGACUGCCCCGAACCUUUGCCUGCGUGUGUCAACGGUAUUUGCUCGGUUCUUCCAUCGCCCAUUACUUGCGAUUCUGCGGCCGACUGCCCGGAGAGUCUGCCACAAUGUGUCGAGUCCAUCUGCGUUAUGAGUCUCGAUGCAGACACAUGUCAAGGGGAGAGCGACUGUCCUGAGAGCUCACCGCAUUGUAUUAAUGGCAUAUGCUCACUACUGCCACCACCUGUGCAGUGCCAGAACAACGACAACUGUACUGAAGCUCUGCCCUCAUGCAUCGACAACAUCUGCUCUCCCCUACAGCAGCCUCAACCAUGCUCCUCUUCGGACGAUUGCCCCGCCACCACGCCGCAAUGCUACUCGGGCUACUGUGUCGCGGAAAUACCCGUCAUUACCUGCGUAUCAAGUGUGGACUGUCCCGCAACCCUUCCCAGCUGUCUCAAUGGCGUCUGUGCUCUUCGCGUCCCCGGUACGUGCGACGAAGACGCGGACUGCCCCGAGGACCUGCCUACGUGCCUUAACAAUGUCUGCGCGUCUGCGCCUGUUGAAGGGCCGCCGACAUGCGACAGCAGUGAAGACUGUCCUGCCGAGCUGCCGACCUGCACGGCGGGGAUUUGCACCACCAGGCCAGAAACCCCCGGGUGUGGUCAGAACAGCGACUGUCCGGCCAACUUGCCCCAGUGCACCGCCAACAUCUGUACAGUCCGUACGCCAGUGUCGUCGUGCGACGAUGAGACUCCUUGCCUUGGCGAGGAUGACGUCUGCCAGAACAGUGUCUGUAUUUCUCGACUCUUGAUAAGGCCCAUUCCUUGCAGUGUGGACGAUGACUGUCCAGCACUGACACCGCAGUGCAAUGAGAACAUUUGUACGGUCCGUCUCGAAACCCCUGGCUGUUCAGCGGACGACCCAUGCCCCAAAGACCUCGAAUGCCAGGAGGGCGUCUGCGCUCUACCAUCGGGCCCCAGCUCAUGCGCCUCGAGCUCCGAGUGUCCGGAGAGCCUGCCCCAAUGCACCGCUGGAUUCUGUACGUUGGCGACACCUUCGACAACCUGCUCCUCAAACGCCAACUGUACCCAGGGCCUCGAAUGCCAGUCGGGAACAUGUUCACUGCCUGUCGAACUAUCGCUCUGUCAAGCUGACUCGGACUGUCCUGGGGAGCUCGUAUGCACCAGCAGUCUCUGCGCCUUGCCUUCGGGUCCCGAAAUGUGCGAGACCAGCAACGACUGUCCGGAAGCUCUACCUCAAUGUACGAAUGGUCUCUGCACGAUGGACACUGGGUUCGGAUUCUGCAAUUCCACUGCCGAUUGCUUUGGCGGUCUGCAAUGUGCCAGUGGUAACUGCACGCUCGCCAACAGCCCUGGCCCAUGUGGUUCCGGGGAAUCUUGUCCCACUGGAUUCGAUUGCGUGUCCUCCUUUUGCGUGUUACCCAGCGGCGAGGCCACUUGCGAAGACGACUCGACAUGCCCAGAGGCAUUACCGCAAUGUACCAAUGGCGUCUGUACGGUGCGUCUGGAUGCCAGCAUAUGCAGCGAGAGCGAGCCCUGCUCUGACGGACUGGUAUGCGCAGGCGGGCUAUGCGUGCCAGAUGGUCUUGGCGGCUCGUCUUGCACCGACGACGAUCAAUGCUCGGUUGGUCAGGUCUGUCGUGAUGGAUCCUGCGUCGCCAAAGUUACUUCGUGCGGGGAGGAGAACCCUUGCCCAGAGGGACAGACCUGCUCAUCUUCUGGUGUCUGUCUUUCGGAUGCAAACCCGCCAAUCUGCAACGGGACUCUCGCCUGCGCUUCAGGCUACACAUGUGAAGAGGGCGUCUGCAUCAUCGACACGGGCAACGUUACAUGUUCACAGUCGAGCGACUGCAGUGACAACCAGAUCUGCGAGAAUGGCAUCUGUCUCCCUGCGCCCAAGAGCUGCAGCACCGACAGCGACUGCUCUGACAACCUCAUAUGCUCGUUUGGCAGCUGCGUGCCCGAUCUUGCUCCUAGUCAGUGUACAUCUGACAGCGAGUGCGAGGCGGAUCUCGUCUGCACGGGCGGUCUUUGCGUGGUGCCAGUCACGCCCAUCGCUUGCUCCAGCAACGAGCAGUGUGCCGCUGAUCAGAAGUGCUCUGCGGGAUUGUGCAUCGCGGACAUCUCCUCCACGAGCUGCAGCAGUGCUGCCGACUGUCUGCUCGGCGUGGGUGUAUGCACAUAUGGCCUGUGCAUCUGCGCUGAUGGCGUCUGCCAGACGGAUGACAGCGUGGACGACUGCACCGCGGACGCGCAGUGUGGCGAUGGCCGCGUCUGCCAGAGCGGCGUCUGUGUGGAGAGACAGGAGUGUGAGACGGCAACGGACUGUCUCAUUGGCAUUGAUCUCUGCACGCUUCCUGGGUUAUGUCUCUGUCUCGAUGGCGUCUGCAUCCUAGGCGGCGCCACGAACCCACUGCCCGUCACGGACUCUGUAUUGCCUGGAGAUGCCACCAUCAGCGCCAGCUUGGACGUUCCUACCGUGGUUCCUGAGCUGUCAAGUGCGGUUGAUGGCAUUACGAGUCUUGUGCCGGAGCUCUCGUCGGUGGUGGACGACAUCGCCACUGUUGUCCCUGCGCUCUCGAGUGUCCUUGGCAGCGUGUCCACCAUACUCGACGGCGUAAGUACUGUUGUCGAUGAUGUUCUGACAGUGGUCCCUGAAGUAACGACGGCCAUCCCUGAGAUUACUUCGAUUAUCCCGGAGAUCACGUCUAUCAUUGAGGGCGUCACUACCUUGAUCCCUGAGAUUACAACUGUUGUCGAUGGCGCCACGACUAUUAUUCCAGAGUUCACCUCCAUCGUUGGGGGCAUUACAACUGUCAUACCGGAAGUUCCGUCUGUUGGAGAUGUCACGAGUGUUAUACCCGAAGUCACCUCAGUUAUUGGCGGCAUUACAAGCGUCAUCCCUGAAGUGACCACCGUCAUACCAGAGGUCACUUCUGUCAUUGAAGGCGUUACGUCGGCGAUCGGCGAAGUCACUUCAGUCGUCGGAGGCGUAACAAGCGUGGUUGCUGAAGUGACCACAAUUAUUCCAGCGGUCACUUCAGUUAUCGGAGAGGUAACGAGUGUGAUUCCCGAAGUCACAACCGUCAUCCCGGAGAUCACGUCUGUGAUCGGAGGCGUCACCACUGUCAUCCCAGCAGUGACUUCAAUAUUGGGCGAUAUCCCGACACUCGCGCCUGGGGUUCCAACGACAACUCCCGCCACGACAGCGACAGCCUCGAGCUCCGCAGCGCAGACAACGUCAGCCGCCCCCAGCUGCGGAGACGCCAACGACUGCCUGGGCCGCAGUGUGCUAGGACUCAACCUCUGUCUCGCGGGCCUCUGUGUCUGCGUCGACGGCGCCUGCGUGGCUGUCACCCAAGCAUCCUGCACCUCGUCGAGCGAUUGCGCCGCGGACCAGACCUGCACAAACAACGUCUGCGUGACGUCCAACCCGGAGUGUGCGGCCAACGGCGACUGCUCGUCUGGCUUUGUCUGCACGAAUGGCGUAUGCGUCGAGGGCUGCCGCGCCAACAAUGGUGACUCAGGCUGUCCUGGCGACCAGAUCUGCCAGAUUGGCCAAUGUAUCCCGCCACAGUGCACGGGGGUCACGGAGUGCGCGACAGAUGAGGUGUGCCAGCUGGGCUUCUGUGUCAAGAGCACGCUCGUGCCCUGCAGCACAAACAACCAGUGUCCGAGCGGCAACAUCUGUCAGCUUGGCGCGUGUGUGCCCACGGUCUUGCCACUCUGCGUGUCCCAGUCGCAGUGCUCGACGGGUGAGGUAUGCUUGAAUGGCAUCUGUACGGCUUGCACGGCGGACACGCAGUGUGGCGACGGGCAGCAGUGCUCCAACGGUGCUUGCGUGGCGGCAUCAUAAGUCCCCAAGUGCUCUGUCAGUGGUGACUGCAGCAACGGACAAGUCUGCUCUCUGGGCAGUUGCACGGCUUGCACUCUUAGUUCGCAGUGCUCCAACGGACAAGUCUGCAAGAAUGGCGGGUGCGGGAGCUGCUCGUCUGCCGAUGACUGCAGCCUCCUUGGAGUCGGUUACGUCUGCCAGGGGGGGACGUGUGCUCCCUGCUCAGCAACAUCGCAAUGCCCAUCCGGACAAGUGUGUUCGAGCGGUGCCUGUGGCGUCUGCACUACUGACGCGCAGUGCGGCACUGGGAAUAUCUGUCAGUUGGGCGCGUGCCAGCCAGGAUGCACAUCAGCAUCUCAGUGCACAAGCGGACAACUCUGCGAUACUGGACG
Emericellopsis atlantica is the source of this 6171-nucleotide messenger RNA. RefSeq lists its product as uncharacterized. The transcript has a single exon. The record is from RefSeq and is a predicted model, not a curated record. Bases 260 to 5800 code for a protein of 1846 amino acids. NCBI's taxonomy places the organism in Eukaryota, Fungi, Ascomycota, Sordariomycetes, Hypocreales, Bionectriaceae.